Messenger RNA from Parasteatoda tepidariorum (common house spider), 3748 nucleotides. NCBI's taxonomy places the organism in Eukaryota, Metazoa, Arthropoda, Arachnida, Araneae, Theridiidae. The record is from RefSeq and is a predicted model, not a curated record.
CAUUUCCUCUCGAAAGAAAAUAAAAGAGAUGUGGUUUCGAUAUCCGGCAUGACUGAUAACAAAUAAAUGGCGCUCUUUUUACUUUCUAUACGACAAUUCUCUUCCAUUCACUUAAGAGCUUUCAGAAAUGGCACUUCGCAUUAAAAUGCGUCCACCGAUAUAUGCCAUCAUUGUAUUAUUUAUGAUAGAAAACUUGAUGCGAAGCGCAGUCGCCAAUGAUCAUCUUUGCGGGAAGGAAACCUGUGCGCAGUGUAUAGCAGAGAGUCCGUUGUGCGCAUGGUGUUCACAAGAAGGUUACUCAAAAUCUGGAGCCAGAAGAUGUGAUAUCUUAGAAAAUCUGAAGAAGAAAUGUAAUCCUGAUAGUAUAUUUUUACCGAAGGAAACAAUAGAUAUUAUCACGGAUAUGAGUUUGAGUGAUAAAGGAGCAAAAGAAAGCGAAGCUAUACAGAUAAAGCCGCAAGAAAUAACAAUAAAACUCAGACCAAAUUCUGCACAGAAAUUUAAGUUAGAAUUUCGUCAGGCAGUGGAUUAUCCGGUAGAUUUGUACUACUUGAUGGAUCUCUCCAACUCGAUGGCAGACGACAAAGAAAAACUGGCUGAGCUGGGAAAUAAAUUGGCACGCGAAAUGGAAACAAUUACAACAAAUUUCAGACUUGGGUUCGGAUCAUUUGUUGACAAAACUGUUGCACCAUUCGUCAAUUCUCACCCUGAUAAAUUGAAAGAGCCUUGUACAGGAUGUGCAGCUCCCUAUGGUUUUAAAAACAAUAUGCCUCUGAGUUCCAAGACGCGUGAGUUUGCCAAAAACGUGCAUCAAGCUCCCGUAUCUGGAAAUCUUGAUGCACCAGAAGGAGGGUUGGAUGCUCUGAUGCAAGCAAUAGUUUGCGAAAAAGAAAUUGGAUGGAGACACAAAUCAAGAAAACUGCUUGUAUUUUCCACUGACAAUUCAUUCCACUAUGCAGGAGAUGGAAAACUUGGCGGAGUAGUAGCUCCAAAUGAUGAACAGUGCCACUUGGAUAAACGAGGUUAUUACACUAUGAGCUCUGAGCUGGACUAUCCUUCCUUAGGCCAGAUCAACAGACAAAUUCGUGAUCACAAAAUCAAUAUGAUUUUUGCAGUCACUAGUGACCAGGUCGAGCUUUACGAGACUCUCAGCAAACAACUUACUGGCUCUAGCACAGGUAGGCUGGAUAAGGAUUCAGCAAAUAUUGUAGACCUCGUCAGAAAACAAUACGAUAAAAUCACUUCAGCAGUUGAAAUAGCUGACGACGUUGGUGACAACAACAUUCGAAUAUCUUAUUAUUCCAGCUGCCUAGGUGAGAAAAUGGAAAAAACGAGUAUCUGUAAAGGAUUGAAAGUUGGGACAAAUAUAACUUUUGAAGUGAAUCUGGAAUUUUCCUUCUGUCCAGAAGAUCCAAAAGAUUGGAAUCGGACAUUUCACAUAUUCCCGGUUGGACUUCAGGAUUAUUUGACAGUCAAUUUGGAAAUGUUGUGCGAAUGUGACUGUGAAAAGCCUUGGAAUGAGGAGAAGUUCAGCCCGAAAUGUAGCGAUGGCAACGGAACCUUCGAAUGUGGUGUUUGUAAUUGCAACAAAGGUAGAUAUGGCAAGGAAUGUGAAUGUGAUGCAACAGAUGUUGAUCCCUUCUCAGCUGUGAAAUCAUGCUACAAUGGAGAUGACACAGUGCCCUGUUCGGGUCAAGGAUCCUGUCGCUGUGGUAGAUGUUAUUGUCACCCUCGCCCGAAUCCGGAAGAAAAGCUUUAUGGAGAUUAUUGUGAAUGCAACAAUUUCAAUUGUGACAAAAGAAACGGUAAAGUAUGCAACGGUCCUGAUCAUGGCGUUUGUGACUGUGGCUCCUGUAAAUGUAAGAAGGGGUGGACAGGACAUGAUUGCAGUUGCAAAGAUGGGACAGAUAGCUGUAAAGGCCUAAACGGAGAAGUUUGUAGUGGACAUGGAGUAUGUGAUUGUGGAACUUGCAUUUGCAACAGCACAGAACAGGACUAUUUUGGAACAUUUUGUGAUGAUUGCUCAACUUGUCCAGGAAUGUGCGAUGAGUUGAAGGAAUGUGUCGAAUGUUUUAUGGAGGAACAGAAAGGAUUGAAAUAUAACUGCAGCAUAUGUGGAUCAGUCACUCAAUUAUUACCUGUCAAAUCUAUUGAAGUUCGAGAAAAGGAGAAAAAGUGUACAUUCGAAGAUGAAGAGCGUUGUGUAUUCUCCUUCAAAUAUAAAUUUGAUGAAGAAAAGCAAUUACUUGUCUGGGUUCAGAUGAAAAAAGAGUGUCCAGUCCCAGUGGCCAUCGUUGCCAUUGUUUCUGGUGUAGUUGGAGGAGUCGUGGCCACGGGUCUAUUCUUACUAAUGUUGUGGAAAGCCCUAACGGUGGUAUAUGACAGACGAGAAUUGGCCAAGUUUGAAAAGGAACUUAAAAUGGCAAAAUGGAACCAACAUACAAAUCCACUGUACAAGGAAGUGGAAACCACCUACCAGAAUCCAGCCUACGGUGGAGGAGCACAAUUUCAUUUAACAGAACUUCAUUAGAAAGAUGCAGAAUGAUCGGAUUUGUUGUGUCUUGUUUAAUACAGAAGCAAACAGUGCCUGACAUUUUUUUUAAGUUUAUAGCUUGGCGUAAAGAAAAGGAUUGCUGACUUUUACUGAUUAGAAAUCAAUAUUUAUUUCUCAGACUUUGUUCUGAAUCUACUUAAGAACGUCUAAAAAAAAUAGUGCUUUGCUUAUUAUAGUACUCUACCAUAAACUUCGAAGAAAUUAAUUUAUUUGUAAGUUCACGGAACAAAGAAUAGUUAAACUUAAAAAAAUAACAUUGAAAAAAGUUUCAUUGAGUACUGCAUAAUCACUCUUGGGCUUGAUAAUCACCUGGAUUCGGGUAAGAAGUGAAUUUACAAGGUUUAGCCUGUUCUGUCGCAUCCAGUUUAGGUCACUCACGGAGAAUUUGAUCUCACAAAUAUAGCAAUCUGUGGGGAUUAGUCAAUACCUCCUAGAAGGUAUUGGAUUAGUGCGUUGCCCCACCUAUUUUCUCGGCGUUCAGUUCCAGUGAUUUCGCCUGCCAAUCAAGAUGUUAUAGGAUGUAAAUGCUCAUGAAACUGGUUUCCUACUCUUUUACCCUAAUCAAAAUUGCUGUUGAUUCUUGAAAAAUACGGGUGGCAACAGUAAAAUGCUCACUAAACUGCUUUUGCCCUAAAUGCUAAAAUACACUUAUGUAUAAAAUACACUAAAAUGAGAAUAAGAAAAUAAACAAAAAUAUCACUGUCUCACCUCAUGAUUUAUCUAGAAGUGACUAUAUUUUUGUACGGCUGGUUCAUUAUGUGAAAGUAAUUUUUAUCUCACCUUUUAUGUAAGGUUCAAAGAGUAAGUGUUAAAUUCGACCUGAGACUUUCACUCGCUAGCUAUAUAGCUACAAUUAAAGUUUUCGUGUUUUAACUACAUAACUUGAUGAUUCUUACAGUUGUUAAGACAAUUUUUUUUUCUUCAAAAAAGUGAAAUUAAAAAAAAUGAGUUGAGAAAAUUUUUUUAUACUGCAAAUAACAAGUGAUUAGCCUGCUUUAAAAUAAUAAUAAUCAACAGAAAAAAAAACGAAGCUCCUUUGUAUUUUUGUUGCCGCCUUCUUCAUUUUUUAACUGUACAUCUCUUUCAAACGACUGAAAUAUCUUUUAGAAGAGUUUUACAAUUUCUGUCAUUCUUGUUUCUUAAAAAUUAGAUAUAAGAAAUACUUUCAAGAAUUAAAACUCAUGUUGAUACUGU